Ostreococcus lucimarinus CCE9901 is the source of this 1560-nucleotide messenger RNA. RefSeq lists its product with no specific name. The transcript has a single exon. The coding region runs from base 1 to 1560 and encodes 519 amino acids. Gene Ontology annotation, cellular component: cytoplasm. Lineage: Eukaryota; Viridiplantae; Chlorophyta; Mamiellophyceae; Mamiellales; Bathycoccaceae. Gene Ontology annotation, molecular function: GTP binding; ribosome binding. The record is from RefSeq and is a predicted model, not a curated record.
AUGUCCUGGGAGGAGAUCAUCGAGCGACGACACGGCGCGCGAGGGACGACGCUGGCGAUCGACGCGUCGAGCGCGACGGACGCGACGGUGGGCGCGGGACGGGAGAGGGAAGAUUUGUGGGGGUGGGACGCGCGACCCGAGCGCGUCGUCGUCGUCGGCGUCGCGGGGAAGAAUCGAUCGUACGAAAGCGCGGGAGAGUUUGAUCUGGAGGACUCGCUGGAUGAGUUGGAGAGGUUGGUGAACACCGCGGGGUGCGAGGUGGUGGGGCGGAUGACGCAGCGGUUGGCGAGAGGGCCGGCGCCGGCGACGUACUUGGGAUCGGGGAAAAUCGGCGAGUUGCGCGAAAUGUGCGGAUUGCCGCGGGCGAUGGAGGCGGAUGAAGAGGACGACGACGAGCGCGAGGACGACGAAGACGAUGAGAUAUUUUGGGAGGAUGACGAGGACGAAGACGAGGACGAGGAGAGAAGUCGAGAUAGGCGAAACGGGUUCCGCGUAGACGCCGCGGCGGUGGACAUUGUGAUUUUCGACGACGAGUUGUCGCCGAAGCAAGCGCGAAAUUUAGAGCGUAAGCUCGGUUCAAAAGUGCGAAUCUGCGAUCGGACGGCGUUGAUUCUGGAUAUAUUUUCACAGCGCGCGCAAACCGCGGAAGGUCAGCUGCAGGUGGAGAUGGCGCAGCUCGAGUACGAGAUGCCGCGCCUGACAAAGAUGUGGAGUCAUCUCGAGCGACAGAGCGGAAGCGGGGCGGUGAAGGGUAUGGGGGAGAAACAGAUUGAGAUCGACAAGCGCUUGUUGCGCGAGCGCAAGUCGUUACUCAACGCGAAGAUCGAGAGCAUGCGGACGCACCGCGAGCAGUAUAGACAGAAACGGAAGGCCGAGCGUGUGCCCAUCGUCUCGCUGGCUGGAUACACAAACGCCGGAAAAAGUUCGUUGCUCAACAAAUUGACGAAUGCGGAGGUAUUGGCGGAGGACAAGCUCUUCGCGACGCUCGAUCCGACGACUCGUCGCCUCGAACUUGCGAAUGGGAUGACGGUGCUCAUGACGGAUACGGUCGGUUUCAUUCAAAAACUCCCGACGCAACUCGUCGCCGCGUUUCGAGCGACGCUCGAGGAAGUUCUCGAGUCGUCGUUGAUUCUCCACGUCGUCGACAUCAGCUCUGAUCUCUCCGAGGCUCACAUGAGCACGGUGGACAGCGUUCUCGAUGAACUCGACGCUGGUGAAAUCCCUCAGCUUCUGGUGUGGAAUAAAAUCGACAACGUCCUCGACGAAGAGGAACGUCUCGAAAUCGAAAUCGCCGCCGAAGACGCCGGCGCCGUCGUCGUCAGCACGCUCACGGGGGAAGGAUUGGACGCCCUCCAGGACAAAAUCGUCGAAAUCAUCAAAAAGCGCACGUUGAGCCGAUGCGAAAUGCUCAUACCGUACGAACGCGGCGCUUUAAUCGGCGAAAUUCGUCGAACCGGAUUCGUCGAGAGCGAAGAGUUUCUCGAAAACGGCACGCGCGUCGUCGCCCACCUCCCCGUCGGCAUGGCGCGACGCAAAGACGUCGUCGUGUACUUGACGUAG